Molecule: messenger RNA, 800 nt
Organism: Triticum aestivum (bread wheat)
Lineage: Eukaryota; Viridiplantae; Streptophyta; Magnoliopsida; Poales; Poaceae
Exons: 4
Coding region: 1-777 (258 amino acids)
Source: RefSeq, a predicted model, not a curated record
AUGGAAGCAUCAGUGCAUGGAACUGAGACCACCAUGCAGCUUCGCAUCUAUCCAACGCGCGUGUGGCCUUCUCAAAUAUUGCAUAGCAUUUAUUUUUGUAAAAAGAAAAGAGCGAACAGGAAAAGAGAGAAGCCACCCCACCCCUUUGCCACACCGGGCUUUAGCCCACCCCAACAAGCCGGCCCACCUUCCCCGCGCGGUCGAUCCCCUCCCUCACUGCUCCUCCGACCGGGGCGCGUCCCCGCCGGACCGAGCGCCGCCCCGUACUGCCACGUCGCCGACGGGAGGAUAAGGCCGCCCCCCUGGCGCCUCGGUUCCCCCCUGGCCUCACUCCCGCUCUCAUCCACUUCUCCCCUCUCCCAGGCGUUCCCCUCUUUAGUUCAGCCCCACUCCCGAACGCCUCCGUCGCCAUUGUUGCCGUCGAUCUCGCGGCCAUCGUCGCCCCCACGCCGAGCUGGGAGGUCCCGCGGAACCGCUGUCGUCUGCUUCGUCUUCCUCGCCCACGAGCUCAAGCCCGGAGCCACCGCAUCGUGCGGAUCGAGCUUCAUCUUCCUCGAUCGCCGCCGGCGUUCUUCCUCAAGUUCGUCCAAUCCUGCGCUCCUAAGCUUCCACCGGGCCUACUUGUGCCUCCACGACCCCGAGACGGCUGCCGAUGCCACUAUGUUCGACUACAUCACCGACGACCCUCCCUGUCUGAGCAACCAGAUGACGGAGUCCAGGAGCCAGAUGCCACCUUUGAUGACUGCUACUACCCCGAGGGCGCCUACUACCACGUGACGGAGACCAUUGAUGACCAGGAG